Messenger RNA from Dothidotthia symphoricarpi CBS 119687, 1300 nucleotides. RefSeq lists its product as uncharacterized. The coding region runs from base 224 to 889 and encodes 221 amino acids. The record is from RefSeq and is a predicted model, not a curated record. The transcript has a single exon. NCBI's taxonomy places the organism in Eukaryota, Fungi, Ascomycota, Dothideomycetes, Pleosporales, Dothidotthiaceae.
CCUACACACAGCCAAACGUCUCAAAUUCACAGGACACAUUCGCAUUGCCCCAGACAAGUAAAGACCGAUCAAAUCUCUAGUAGGCACUGGAUCAAGCGCGUGUUCCAUCAACCACAGCUCCGUGAAGGAUCAUUGCCUACAAACGACUAAGACUCAAUACCCUGUCGUCCUCGCCCUCGCCGGUGGAGUCGCCGCCGCGCAAUUGACCGAGGCCGUAGGUGUCAUGCUCGGCACAAACUGGCUCAAUUUCCACGAACCAACUACCUCCUCUGGCUCCAUCCGAUCACUCGCCCUUCGAUCUGUUCAUUGCUCCCUCAACUGCCUGGAUCAAGGCAUACCCGACACUAUUAAUGACAAUGGCAAUAUCUCGAACAGCGCGCGACGACAAACAAAUGCUGCCGGCGACAUUUGCACGGUCAGUGCAGCCGCCGCAUGUCUAGCCGAUGCACACCACCUAGACCAGAUCACCAGGACAGAACCAUACCACCAGGACCAGACCGAGCGCCCGCCACAACUGUUCGACAAAGAUGUAAGCCACGCUGCAUACCUUGCUGCCAUUACACGAGAUUAUUUCAUCAAGUACAUAGCGAGAAUGGAACGUGCACCCAUGAGCGACGCUGAUGUCAAAGCCCUGAAACCAGCUUUCGUUUGCAAAGAGCUCAAAGACUGCUUUCAUCCAAAGUUGGCUGACCAGCUACUUCUCCAUCAACCAGGCGUCGAUUAUGCCAUACCCGGAGUCGACAAUACUCCGCGUCCUCGCAUGUACGGACCCACGCGCACCGAAACAGGAGCCGAUAAAGCCUACACAGUUGAAAUCACAGGCAAUGGCUUCGUCCGACCAAGCAUUACGCAUCUGCGUCUAUUGCCGCCUAAGCCGCAGCCUACAUGAUCCAUGCCACCAUGCUAGGAAAGACUGAGUUCGACACUCCAAGCGCUACAUCUGAGCUCACAUGCUAGUUAGGCAACCGCGUUGAUACGUUCAGCAGGUUUCACGGCGGAUCAGAAUGGAGUUAGAUUGCUAUGUCAUUUUCAAAGGGACAUAUUGGUCGUUCCGCAGCUCACGGAAUGGUGAUCCGGAUUACUGAAAGUGUCUCGUACACAGGAGAUAGAUGAGUGACCGGCACUUGAUCACAGUUGGGAUAUAGCAAACAGGCGUCAAGAGAUUGACUUAUCCUCGCAGUUCAAGUGGUUGAACGUAACUCACCGUUGCGCAAGUAAGGUUUCCAGGCUCAGUAUGUCCAGCACGUAUCAGACGUGUGGUAAUACCCGGCAAAGGUAGGGUAAUGUUAUGUCCGAGGCA